AUGCGAAAGCUUUCAGAAAGCAUAAUUGAGAAAUUAAAUCAUGGCGACUGGGUCUCAAUUGUAGUUUUAUACGAGAAUUUUAACAAACAGCUAGAGAAAACACGACGUAUUGGAGCUUCGGCUAGAGUUCCCAAAUUCUACUACAGGACUUUAGGGACUCUCGAGGAGAAUAUUAUAGUGGCACAUGAAAAUAACGUUGCGAAGAGCAUGUCAUCUUCCAACGCAAAGGCAUUUACUUCACUGCGUCAACGUCUUAAAAAAUAUUUGAAACACAUAGACUCCGAGAUGUGCCAAUUUCGUACUUCUCCAGAUAGUUCAGAGGAAGAGUUACACUCAGAGGCCUUAGGCCGGACUGAAAAAAAUUUAGAGCGCGAAGCUUCUGAAAAAAAGGUUGACUUUUUCAAGGCCGAUGCGAAAGAUAUAAGCUUUGAGAUGGUAGAUGAAAAGAUGAAAGAAAUUGUAUUGUUGCGAGGAAAGAAGGGUACAAAUCGUAGCGAGGCUGUUGAGAUGUUAACUAAACUGAUAUCAUAUGCAAAAUGUAUACCACAGGAGGUUGAAAUACUUAUGAAUACAGUAAGUGCUCAGUUUGAUAUAGCUGGAAGUAUGGCGGUGCACAUGGCAGUACCAGUAUGGAAAGAUUGUGUAAAAAAUGUCCUUAGGAUUGUUGCAUUACUCCGAGACAGUCCACAAAUUAGUCUUGCAGAUCACACCGAUGUUGAUUGUAGGCCAUCAGGAGAUGAAAUUAUCAAAGGUGCACCCAUUAUUUUUCAAGGAUCAAUUUGUGGUUAUACUGAGCGUCUCGAUGAUGAAUUUUUUAAAUCGCUUCAAUGCAUAGACCCGCACUCAAAAGAGUACGUAUCUCGACUGAAAGAUGAAAGUCUGCUGUUAGCUUUGAUUGAUAAUGUCAUGAAGUUCUCUCAAGGCAGUGAUGACAUUUCUUCUGUGGUCAAAAUGAACCUCAGAUACUUGGAGCAUGUUUACUACAAGCCCGAUGAAGUCUAUGAGACUAUAUGUAGUUUGAUUCCCUCCGAAAGUCAACUUCCACUUUCACAAGAAGAAUCAGUAGUUUCGAACUAUUGCAAGAGUAAUGAGCCUCAUAAGAGUAAGCGCACGAUGAAGAUUUAUGCACUUACUAGUUUCUUGUUGAAGCAUGGAGAUGAACGAGCCAGGGCUCGCGCUAUAUUGUGUGAAAUCUUCAAUGAAGCUUCUGUUGGGAACUUUUCAAAUGCUCAUGAUAAAUUACUUAUGUCUCAGCUUCAAGGUAGUAUAUCUCAUGCAGAUAUAAGCACUCAAAUAUUGUUCAAUCGAACUAUGGCACAGUUGGGUAUUUCCGCGUUUUGUAAGGGCCAUUUCUCUGCUUCUCAUGCUUGCUUGAAUGAACUCUUUUCGGGGGGGAAGGUCAGAGAACUUCUAGCGCAAGGGCUCAACUUGAACCGCUUUCAUGAUAGAACCAUUGAGCAAGAAAAGAUCGAAAAAAGAAGACAGUUACCUUUUCACAUGCAUUUAAAUCUCGAGCUAUUGGAGAGUAUUUUUCUGGUAUGUUGCAUAUUCAUUGAAGUUCCAAAACUGACUGGAAGCAAAAUUUAUCUUGGUCGGAUACAUAGCAAGUCUUUCACACGGCUAAUUGAUAUUUAUGAGCAGCAAACUUUCAACGGACCGGCCGAAAACGUGCGUGAAACGCUGAUGUCGGCAACAUCAUCACUUGUAAUUGGAGAUUGGCGGCAAGCAAUGAAGUUAAUUUUGAGUUUGGAAAGCUGGAAAUUCCUAUCAUUGAACAAAGAUGAUGCUUUGAAUUAUGUAAUCCAACGUCUCAAAGAGGAAGGGCUUCGUAUUUUUUUACUGCAGUACGCAGCACAAUAUGCAUCUGCAAGUUUCCAAGUCUUGAGUGAGAUGUUUGAACUGUCUUUUUCAUCGGUCUAUUCAGUUAUUUGCUCUAUGAUCUCGUGCGACAAUUUAUUGGGGAGUUGUGACCUUUCUUCCAGAUGCAUUUUGGUAACACAUGAGGACCUCAAUAGUCUGCAAGAAAUAUGCACUUCAUUUGUGGAUAAGUUAUCGUACAUGAACGAAUCCAAUGACUUAGCUCUCAACUCCCACCUCGGCGCAAAUAUCGUUGAGUAUCAACAAGAAGAGGAAUAUGCAGUGAGCAGAUCUAGAAGGUACAGUCGCAAUUUUCCAUUAGAUCCAGACGAAAGCAAUGCUAAAGUUGGUCGUGGCAAACAGCGUGGAAUGUCAAAAUUUUCUCGCAGUAGUGUCGAUAUUUCCAGCGAGGGAAAUUAUAGAGGAAAAGCAAGGAAUUUGAAGGCAACUGAGUUUGCUCAGCGAAGUGGAAAAUUUGCUCAACGCAAACGAGAAGAUUAUCAUGAUCGUUCUGAUAGGUUGGUUCCCUUAUUUUCGAGUACCUCAACGAAUCUUUUAUGGCAGCAUAAAUGA
Messenger RNA from Bathycoccus prasinos, 2430 nucleotides. RefSeq lists its product with no specific name. Gene Ontology annotation, molecular function: translation initiation factor binding; translation initiation factor activity; RNA binding. Gene Ontology annotation, biological process: translational initiation. The record is from RefSeq and is a predicted model, not a curated record. Bases 1 to 2430 code for a protein of 809 amino acids. The transcript has a single exon. Gene Ontology annotation, cellular component: eukaryotic translation initiation factor 3 complex. NCBI's taxonomy places the organism in Eukaryota, Viridiplantae, Chlorophyta, Mamiellophyceae, Mamiellales, Bathycoccaceae.